Messenger RNA from Loa loa (African eye worm), 2716 nucleotides. RefSeq lists its product as hypothetical. The coding region runs from base 20 to 2395 and encodes 791 amino acids. The record is from RefSeq and is a predicted model, not a curated record. Gene Ontology annotation, molecular function: metal ion binding. Lineage: Eukaryota; Metazoa; Nematoda; Chromadorea; Rhabditida; Onchocercidae. The transcript has 18 exons.
UUCUAGCUUCCAUAACGUCAUGGAUGGCGUCGAUAUUUCGAGUAGUUCGGAAAGUGGCGAUGAAAAUACACUCAAAGCAAAGAGCAAUCCCAAUGGAAGAGAAUUGUGGAGUAGUGGCAGUAAUCUUGCUAUGGAAUCCGAUAUUGAUGCUGAAUUGGAUUAUGAUGAAGAAAAUGGAGAUAACGAGGAAAUGGAACGGGUUGAGGAGCAAUCUGAAGUUUCAGUGGUUAGAAACGGCGUGUCGGAUGAUACUGAUAGAAAUGAAUAUGACGGAGAGUUUGUAAAGCAAAUUGCUGUCAGUGUUGGAGUUCACCAUAUUGGAAACAGAACUGAUGAAGUCGCAGUUAACACAGGAAAAAAAGUGGAGGGUGAACUAAGUGAGGAAGGGGAAAUCGAUGACUUGGAAGAAGGCGAAUUGAAAUCUGAUGAAGAUAGUAUUACGGGUUCUAUAAAUUCAAAUGAAAAGUCGACUCGUAGGUCGGUGGACCGGAAUCGUGGAAAACUUUUGGAACAUUCACCGCAUCGUUCGUGGCGCGACGAUCCAGCAUCGGUUGGCAUUUGCAAAUUUUAUCUUCGUGGGACAUGUACAUGGGGACCAGACUGUAAAUACCUGCAUAUGAAAGAGCCACGACUUGAUGGUUCGGUACCAGUACAAAGCUCAUCAAAUGAAAGUACUCACUCACAGCGCUCGAAUAUUAACAAAGCAAGAAGAAGCAGAAGCAGAGAAUGCAAACUUGGCAUCAGUGCAUUUACCGUCUACCCGUCUAGUUCAACAUCGAACGAAAAUGAGGGGUCAAACGGUGACGAAACAGCGUGGGAGAAAGGAUUACGUCAGGCGCGUGAAUUAAUGAUAAAAGCAUCAAAAAAACGAGAAGAAGAACCUGAUUUUGAUCGGAAGCGAUUGGUACUUGCACCUAGUGGAGAUAUGGAUCGACCACGAACAACGGAUGAAGAAUCAGACGAUUCUCGUGGACAUCGUAAAAUUCACCGAACAUCGCGAUCGCCAUUAUAUCGAGGCAUUGUAAGAGGAUCAAAUGGUUUCAUGUUACAUACACAUGUUGACAUUCCUUGUCCGAAGCUUAGGAAAUACGAUAACCUGGUCAAACCUGACAAUAUUAAUGAAAGUCAUCAUUUUGAGCUAGAACGUCGUGGUGUAUGUGAAAGGAAGGAAUUAGUAAAGCCUCGAAAAAUUCCAUCUUUGAUAGACACUAUGCUCGAGGGCAGGCGUUUCGAAUUUUCAAAAAGAUAUGACUAUGGACGCGAUGAAUCUUCUCGGUUGCCUCCUAAAGAUCUUGGACCACAAGUUCUGUACCCGAAUGGAAGGCCAACUUCUCGACGUCACGGACCUCCUCCGAGACGUGAAGUAUCGCCGAAUGGGCAUUAUCGCAUAUCACGGCGCGGUUCUCCAUUUCGUAGCCCUCGUUCGCCACUUUCUCGAACACCACGAGAUUCCCGGUCACCUAGUCUACGUCGCUCUCUUUCGCCUCAAGAAAAAAGGCACGGUUCAUCGCUAUUAGUAGAUAAACGAGAAGCUAAUAGAAAACGAAAUAGCAUAUGUGCUGUGGGUGGUCUUCUUUCAGCUGGUGAUCAGAUUCAUGAUCCAUGGGAAAGAUCACACAAAAAAGGACGAAGCAAGGAUAGAGAAUUGAUAUCCUUAACACUUGGAGCAGAACUCCAAAAAACUCGCCGAAUAAGUGAUAACAAGAAGCAGAUAUGUCGUCAAGACACUGUUAGCUCAGCAAGCAGUGUUUCAAGAAGAAGUGCAAGUGCAGGCUCAUCAGUAACUUCUCGUUCUCGAUCACAUUCACGAGCAUCCUCAGGAAGCCGUCAUCAGUCGACGUUCCGUUUCUCGUUGGUAUCUGCUGUUGCUUCCAGAAAUCUAAUUGACGAUGAUGGAUCGUUAAGAGCAACAGACCUUUCGUCUUUUCGUAUCCCAAAGAAGAAGAGAUCCUCUCCGGUACAGUCAGUGCAUCGCUCUAAUACAGUCGCUCUUCGUAGCUGUGUGCGUUCAUUCGAGCGGACGAGCAAUCAAAACAAACGGUAUUCAUCUUCUAACCCGCUCAAAAGGAGCUCAAGUAGCAGUAGUGAUGAUGCAGAGCCUGCCGCGUAUCGCCUCAAAAAAAAGUUGAUGACGGUUUGCCUACCGAAGGAAUACCGUUAUCCCCGGAGGUUGCAGCAGAAGAUGUUUCGAGCGAUGAAGAUGAGAAUGCCUCCGACACUUCUGUACGCGAACCGAUUGCGCAACAGUCAAAGAAAAUUUCAUCGAUUGAAAAUUCACGACCAACUUCGAAAAAAGCAAUCGCAGAGUAUAAUGAGUCAAGGAUUGAUGAUGACGAUUACAUGGAUAAUGAAGCAGAAAAAGAGGAGCGGCGUGCUGAGUUGUUACGUCAGUUGAAAUGUGUUGAAGAAGCAAUAGCUCGUAAACGUAGUCGGCCAGUUAUUUGAAGUCAUAUAAACUAUGAUAUUUCGUAUCUAGUCUUUUCAAGUAUUUUUGUGAAGUUUUUUGUUUCAUAUCUUUUUAUCGUUAUUUAUACUAUAAUUUAUUUACAAGCAUUUGUUUGUGUUCAUAGGAACAGUGUUUUAAUUUAUCAUCAGUUUUUGGUUUUGAACCACCUUACUUAAGGUAUCUAGCAUAGCUUUUCGAUAUCAAACUUCAUAUUAACCGUUUUUUCUGCUGAGUUUGACCUUACUUUAUAUCUUACUUUAUUUAUCAGGG